Messenger RNA from Naumovozyma castellii, 399 nucleotides. It is a transcript of the gene TRX3, whose product is annotated as Trx3p. The record is from RefSeq and is a predicted model, not a curated record. The coding region runs from base 1 to 399 and encodes 132 amino acids. NCBI's taxonomy places the organism in Eukaryota, Fungi, Ascomycota, Saccharomycetes, Saccharomycetales, Saccharomycetaceae. The transcript has a single exon.
AUGUUCACAAGGCAAGCUGUAUUUGUUACAAAAAGAAUCCCUUUACUUUCCCGUCCCGUGGUGAGAUUGAACUCCACUUACAAAUCCAUCACCAAAUUAACUGAAUUAAAGGAAUUUCAAUCGUCAAUCAGUAAUGGAUCGCAACUUUCUGUCAUUGAUUUCUUUGCUACUUGGUGUAACCCAUGCAAGGCAAUGAUUCCAGUGAUUUCAAAACUUAUUAAGGAACAUCCGGAAGUGACAUUUUAUAAAGUAGACGUUGAUGAGAGUCCCGAAAUUGCCAAACAUUGUAAUGUUACUGCUAUGCCCACAUUUGUAUUUGCCAAGGAUGGAAAGCUUUUAGGUACCGUAGUAGGUGCCAACCCAGCUGCUUUGGAGGAACAAAUUGAAGAAUUGAAAUAA